Molecule: messenger RNA, 4824 nt
Organism: Anopheles bellator
Lineage: Eukaryota; Metazoa; Arthropoda; Insecta; Diptera; Culicidae
Product: transcription factor Sp4-like
Exons: 9
Coding region: 219-3491 (1090 amino acids)
Biological process (GO): regulation of transcription by RNA polymerase II
Molecular function (GO): RNA polymerase II cis-regulatory region sequence-specific DNA binding; DNA-binding transcription factor activity, RNA polymerase II-specific
Source: RefSeq, a predicted model, not a curated record
GAAGAGGGUUAAAAAACUCAAAGUGCAUUUGGAUGACCCCGACGAAGCGAAGAAUGAAACGGUCCAAAAUAUUAGCAAGAUACAUACAGCCGUCACGUUUGAAUAGAUAAUGUCUCUCGUCACAACGUCGCGGUUUUAAAAAAAUUAUAAAAAUACUACUAGACCACAUGUCAAUGGCAUAAAACACCAACAAAAUAUAGAAGCCGGACUCCGUCACGAUGGAUACCGGCCAAGGUGCAUUAGCACCGGGGCAGGAGAUACGAAUCGUCAGUGCCUCGGUGGUAGCACAGCUACAAGCCCAAGGAUUACAGGGUAACGAACUGAACGCGGCAAUCAUGGCUGCUUCGCAGCCACAAAGUACGGCAUCGCAGCAUGUUCAGCAGCAGCUGCAACAACAGCAACAACAAGCGCAGCAACAACAGCAAGCCCAGCAACAACAGCAAGCGCAGCAACAACAGCAAGCCCAGCAACAAGCGCACCAGCAGGCACAGCAGCACGCAGCCGCCCAGCAACAUGCUGCUCAGCAGCAAGCGGUUGCUCAGCAACAGCAUGCCCAGCAACAGGCGCAACUUCAAGCACAAAUACAACAGGUUUCAGCGCAAGGACAACCUCAGGUCAUUACUUUGCAGCAACUACAAAACUUUCUGCCUCAACAUCAGCUGAAUGCUCUGACCGCGCCGGACGGAACGCCGGUCCAAGUGUCGGCAGGAUCGGCCAACACGCCGGUGGGCACACCGGUCAAAACAUUCGUUACCUCUCCGCCGCAAAUGCAGCAACCGCAGAUUGUCAACCUCCAAGGCAUUCCUCAGCAAUUUCUGCAGGGUAGUGGUGGCCAGUUGAUACAGAACCCGAACGGGCUCUUCCAAAUGCUCCAACCGGUACAGACGAUAAAUCUCGAUGGCCAGGAAGCGCUAUUCGUUCCAGGAGGGUUGCAGCAGAAUCAGCAGCUCGCUGCCGCCGGUGCCCAGGCCGUACAGAUCAACGGCCAGCCCGCGUUCAUCACAUCUUCCGGGCAGAUCAUUCGCGCACCGAACGGCGGAGUGAUGCCGGCGAACUUUCUGCAAAACAUGACACAGGCCGUGCAACUACCGAACGCUGGUCAAGCUACGCUUACCAUUCCGGGCACUGGGCUAACAAUACCCCUGGGGACGGCUCAAACCGCUAACGUACUACAGCAGCAGCAGCAGCAACAACAACAACAACAACAACAGCAGCAAGCGCAGCAACAACAGCAAGCCCAGCAACAAGCACAACAACAGAUUCAACAACAACAAAAUACAGGAGCAAUGGGAGAACGGGAACAAUCUCAGCAACAAUCUCAGCAGCAGAUUGUGCAGCAGCAAUACGUUGCACAACAGGCUGCCGCAGCACAGCAGCAGCUUCAACAACAGUUACAGCAGACGAUGAUAACGAUUCCUGGCACGAAUAUACAAGUUCCGGCGUCGACGGUGGCGGCCCAAAAUCUAAUACCUAACAACAUAACCACGAUCAAACUGGAAGGAGGACAAAAUGUGCAAGUUCGUCCAGCGGGCACCACCCUGCCGCAAGUGCUGCAGUUCCCGAUGCAGCAAACCAUUCCGGUUCAGGUGCCCAUAUCGACCCCAAACGGUCAAACCGUCUACCAAACGUUGCACAUGCCGGUGCAAACGUUUGGUUCGGUCAUGCAACCGCAGAUGCAGGUCAUACCGCAAAUACCACAAGUGGCCAGCAUUCUGACACCCAGUGGGCAGAUACAGCAAAUACAGCUGACGUCGCUAAACCCACUCGCGGGCUUACAGACCGCUUCCAUGCAUCCCAACAUCAUUCUACAGCAGUCGGCACAGACCGCCGGUCAACCGAUGUCUAACGGUGCAACCGGCGGACCGAUGGUGGUUGGAGCGGCCGCCUCAGCGGCUCAAGAUCCAAACGGAGCCCACCAGCAGCAGCAGCAGCAGCAGCAGCAGCAGCAGCAACAACAACAACAACAACAACAACAACAGCAACAACACCAGCAAGCUGUGGCCGCCCAGCUGGCGGUGGCCACCGCAGCAGCAGCCGCAUCGGGAAACUCUGGAGCGACGAUAGGAGCCGCAGGCCACCACCAACAGGGGCAGCAGCAGCAACAGCAGCAAACUGCUGGCCAACCAGGACCUCAGCCCAUAACAAUCGCAGGGGCGCCAGCGGGGCAGCAGAUAACCGUUCUACCGCAGGGCUCUCUGCAGCACCUCCGCCAGAUGCCCGGAAUCGCGGGAUUGCAGGCGAUCCCAGUGCAAAACAUUCCCGGCAUCGGGAACAUCCAAGUGAUACCGACAAAUUUCAUGCAACCGGUUCAACCGCAAACAGCAGCGCCGCAGCCUCAGUUGAACCCGGUAGUAACUCAAGCAGGGUCGCAGCAGCCACAGCAGCAGCAACAGCAGCAGGCUAUGGCAGCGGCAGCCCUACAGCAGGCAACGGCGCAUCCACUAUCAAGUAUAAAGCAGGAACCAAGCGAACCCGCUAAGUGCUUUAUCAAGCAGGAAAACAACAACGGCACGAACAACAACGCUCCCAUUCCCAUCCAGCCCACCCCGGUGGCUGCGACGAAUGUUGGCAGAACUAGUAGUCCCCCUCCUGCGCAGAUAGUGACGACGGUCGGUGGCGGCGGAGGAUCGACCACUACCACCACCACAACCACGACAACGACGCACCACCGAAAGGGCGGCGGUGGCGAGAUUGUCAGCACUCCGAACCAGACAUCGGUCAACGUAAAUAUCAGUGUCGGCGGCGAAAGUGUUGCGCCGCCGGUCAUUGUGCGGCGGAAGCACGUUUCCUCCCUGACACCCAUCCUGCCGAAUACCAAUAAUAACAACAACAAUGGCAACGCGGCGCGGCAGCGAAUCCGACGGGUGGCUUGCACCUGCCCGAACUGCGAGCUGAAGGGAGAGGGUCCGGCGGAUCGAAAGAAGCAACACAUCUGCCACGUCAGUGGCUGCAACAAGGUGUACGGGAAGACGUCGCACCUCCGGGCACACCUCCGCUGGCAUACCGGCGAGCGGCCGUUCGUGUGCCACUGGCCGUACUGCGGGAAGCGCUUCACGCGCUCGGAUGAACUCCAGCGCCACCGGCGGACACACACCGGUGAGAAGCGGUUCGAGUGCAUCGAGUGCAACAAAAAGUUCAUGCGCAGCGACCACCUCUCGAAGCACAUACGGACCCACAGCAAGCUGAAAAAGGACGGUUUGGAGCGGUACGGCUAUGAGGAUGGUGAGGAUGAAAAGGCUACCGAAGACGAAACGAAUGGUGACGAAGAUCAGGACGAAGAUGAAGUGAUGGACGGCUUCAUAUUGGAGAACGACGAACAGUGUCAAGAUGCCCCGAUUCCGGCUGAUUCGUCUUGUACAGUGGUGGAACUGAAGGAAAUCGGAUCGAAUAUGUCGGCCUCAUCCGAUAGCAACGAUAGCUCGGACGAGAAAAUGAUGAUCACUAUCAGUCCCGACGACACCGAACAGCAACAGGCCAUAGAGUCCAAUUAGUGGUGUAAAACGUGACGGGAACACGCAUCGUGCAUUGUUAUGGUGCCACCGCAGGCCAUGCAAACGGUCGAUCGAUUUCAUUCGGACUACGUACGCUCCUGUCGAUUCUCUUUUGCCGAUCGCCGUACGAAUAGUCGUCAUUGGUGUUUACGACCACGAUGUCGACCAUAAUUAGAAUAUGCCGUUUACGGAGUACCCGAUCGUACAGUUUAUGUCUAUCUAAUCGAAUUGACCUCUGCAUCUCUCAAGGUGUUGCAGUGCGUUACGCCAUUCAAGUGCAACGAAUCAACGUUUUACGAAUGGAUUAAAACAAGAGGCAGGUUUGUGGGUAUACUUUCGAUUGAAAGUAAACGAUCGUGCCUCACGGUUUUAGAUUAUUUAUAAAAAAGGAAAGGAUUAGUGCGCGAGCGAAUCGGUGCCUGCACAUACUUGGUUUAUGUUUGAAUCGGCAAGCUUUGCAUAGGUAAAAUUUGUUGAAUUUGACUAGCAGAUGGUUUCUUUCUUUUUACGUUCAUCUAGCUGAAAUAGAACGAGCAGCACGCGGGCAGAGAGUGGUCGUGCUUGAUUUGUAUAAUUUAAUGCACCACUGUGAAUACUUCAUUCGCAUUUCGGUGACCAUACAUCUGUUUGAAGCUUCUGUACACACUGCUGCCGUUAGCAUCGGAAACGACGGAUAUUUUUUAAGCCAAAUCUUGAAAUGCUUUCGUACUGAGCGGAAUAGGUUAAACUCGUAACAUCUUUUAAGAAUAUUCGACUUACCUUCCAAAAAGCGUGCCGAUAUGGUCGUUCGCAAGCGUCACGAAUUCGACGGAAAAUUGAACUGAAAAUCCUUUAAACUCAAUGAUAACUAGGUUUAGCAAGCUGUACGUUCGGCCACCCGCAGAUUCUAUCAACCGCCAAUGUCCGACGGGGUGUUUCUAAGUCACAGACAGUUCUUGCAAGCGCACGUUUUAAGACGGUUUUCUCUAUACAAGAAGAAAUUACGAUCGUCAUAUCAAACUGUUCAUCUUUGAUCUGUUUAGAGGCCAACUGGGCGCAGAGAGAUGGAACGGCUUGCUGAACGCCUCAAUAUCGAGUUUUAUAAGAAGACAAAACAAUUGCAAAAUAAUUCAUGUUCCAUUACCGAUCCGGAUCGUCGAUGAGAAAAGAAUUGUUUUAGAACGUUCCGUAUGCCCCUGUUAGUAAUUUCUUCUGUACACAGCAGCUAGCGAAGCGUGUUUCUGUAAUUAAUACUGUACAUAUUGAUGAAAUGGCAGCAGCAGCGAAAGAAAGGCGCGCCGCGAACGGGUAGCAAAUGUUAAGGUCAUUAAUAAAAUUCAACGUGCUAAAAAUG